GCACCACAGUAGCACCACCCUCUGGUUAACUGAAUGUGUUCUCCCAGGUCAGCUCACCUGGAAAAGCAUUGAACCUGUAUCCAUCCAACGAAUAUGAGGUGCUGCCCAGUGGGAGUGAAGCACACUGGGAGGUGGUGGAGCGGAUCCUCUUCAUCUACGCCAAACUCAACCCCGGGAUCGCCUACGUGCAGGGAAUGAAUGAGAUUGUUGGGCCAAUUUACUACACCUUUGCCACAGACCCUAACAGCGAGUGGAAAGAGCACGCCGAGGCAGAUACGUUCUUCUGUUUCACCAACCUGAUGUCGGAGAACAGAGACAACUUCAUCAAGAGCCUGGAUGACUCUCAGUGUGGCAUCACCUACAAGAUGGAGAGUGUGUACUCCAUGCUCAAAGACAAAGACCUGGAGCUCUAUCUCAAGCUGGUAAGAUCAAAGGCCCAUUCUCUGUUCCUUUUUCCAGAGCUACUGUACAUGAAUGUUCCUCUGAACGUCAGCAAAUGUUGGAGCUGCUUAUUCAAACUCUUCUCUUGGUUCUGUUCUGUAUCUGUGCCAGAUCAAUGCUGCCAGAACAGCUCGCAUUUCUAACCCCAUAACUUCACUGAGCACGUCCCUGU
Molecule: messenger RNA, 613 nt
Organism: Larimichthys crocea (large yellow croaker)
Lineage: Eukaryota; Metazoa; Chordata; Actinopteri; Sciaenidae
Product: TBC1 domain family member 13-like
Exons: 2
Coding region: 195-584 (129 amino acids)
Source: RefSeq, a predicted model, not a curated record